AUGGUGUCACAUGAAGAGAACACAGGUAUUGUGGAAUGGUUUCUUGGUCCGCAUCCAUUUACGUAUCCUCCUUAUGGGAUUGAGCUGAUUCAUGAGGAAGACGAAUCAUCCCAUCAUCAUCAGAGCGGUGAGUAUUACAGAGAGUAUGAAGAUCAUCGUAGUAGGAGCGAUGUAGAUAACGAUGAGAUCAUUGCGAGAACACUGCAAGACGAUUUUUUGCAGCUUGAGAUCGCAGACAGUAACGAUUAUUCAAAUCAACAGCCACAACAGCAACAACAUCAACAAGAAGGUUAUACUAACAACUAUAGCAGUAAUAACGAAUAUGGUUGGAACGAUCAAUCCGCUGUGGAAUACUCUCCAGAAUGGGUAGGGAAUGAGAAUGAUCAAGAUGGGAGGAGCGAUGAUUCGGUGAAUCUGUUUUCGUGUUCGAGUCCGAGUGACACGGAUGAGUAUGUCUACUCUUGGGAAUCAGAUCAGUGUGAUGCUGAUGGUGAAUUUGGAAGGAGGUUGAAUCAAAUGGUCCCCAUUCCUUAUGUACCAAAAAUAAAUGGAGAAAUACCUCCGGAAGAAGAAGCAGUUUCAGAUCAUGAAAGACUUCGGAAUAGGUUAGAGAUGUUUGACUUCGCCGAGGUCAAAGUUCCAGGAGAUGGUAAUUGCCAGUUCCGUGCUUUAGCUGAUCAACUAUACAAAACCGCAGAUCGUCAUAAACAUGUUAGACGACAAAUUGUAAAGCAGCUCAAGUCUCGGCCAGAUUCUUAUGAAGGAUAUGUUCCUAUGGACUUCUCUGAGUAUCUAAAGAAGAUGUCUCGGAGUGGCGAGUGGGGAGAUCACGUUACAUUACAGGCAGCUGCAGAUGCGUAUCGGGUGAAAAUAGUAGUGCUAACAUCAUUCAAGAAUACAUGUUAUAUUGAAAUUCUUCCUACUUCUCAAGAAUCUAAAGGAGUAAUCUUCUUGAGCUUCUGGGCAGAGGUUCAUUACAACUCCAUCUACUUAAACAGAGAUACAUCUGCAACAGAGCUACAGAGGAGGAAAAAAUGGUGGCGUUUCGGAAACUAG
Microthlaspi erraticum is the source of this 1056-nucleotide messenger RNA. The record is from the annotation of a GenBank genome assembly. NCBI's taxonomy places the organism in Eukaryota, Viridiplantae, Streptophyta, Magnoliopsida, Brassicales, Brassicaceae.